Molecule: messenger RNA, 924 nt
Organism: Ostreococcus tauri
Lineage: Eukaryota; Viridiplantae; Chlorophyta; Mamiellophyceae; Mamiellales; Bathycoccaceae
Product: Surfeit locus 1/Shy1
Exons: 1
Coding region: 1-924 (307 amino acids)
Cellular component (GO): membrane
Source: RefSeq, a predicted model, not a curated record
AUGUCUCGCUCGCUCGUCGAGACGCGCCGUCCCCCCCCCCCGCGCGCGCGACCCCGCGCACGCGUUCUCUCCCGCGCAUCGACCUCCUCGGUCGUCGCUCGCGUCGAACGGCUCGGGAAUCCGCACGCCAUCGACGACGAUUCCAUCGCCCAUGACGUUCGCUACGAGAGCGAUGUGUUUCAGUGCGACGGUCGUGCGGCGUACUCGACGUUUCGUUCGAGCACGACGACGCGGGAGCGAAGAGAUUUACGAGAGUUGGAGCGCGCGGCGUCGGCACGCGCGGUCGGGCCGAGCGCGUACGUCGUGCGGUGGAGCGCCUCGUUCGUCCCGGCGAAGACGCGGGCGUUGUACGAUUUGGCGUUGAACUGGCCGUUCGGGGAGUUGGAGAUCGAGAAGCGGGACAUCUUGGAUAAAAUUGGGGAGACGAGUCGAUUCACGUAUCGAGCGUUGUUUCGAGUGCUCGCGCGCGCGGUGAGGGAGAAGAAGAUGCGGAUACCGAUCGCGAAGAUUGAGGGCGUGAGCGAGCUCACGUUUGACGACGACGGUAAAUUGACGAGACACGUGGAGCGCUUGACGCUCGUGCGAGAGAUGAACGCGGGACGGGUGAGGAAUAAACGAAUCGCUCGAGACGUUUUGGAGUAUCUCGACGCGUGGAAACCGCCCGGGAUGUCGCUCGAGCGCUGGGAUGAAAUCGUUGAAGACAAAGUGGACGUGUACGCCGUGCCCGGAAUGCGCCAACUCGACGUCGACGGCUUGGAGGAAGACUUCGCCGACGGUGGACGCGUCGAGGACGCCACCGCCCUGUUGGGGUUUUUCACCCUCAUCAUCCUCGCCUUUGGAUUCGGUUUCGGCUCGUGGUACCUCGCGCGCGCGCACCAACAACUCGAAUUAGUUCGCGCCCUCGACGCGGCGCUCGACGCGUAG